This is a messenger RNA of Trichoderma reesei QM6a, 1978 nucleotides long. Its product is annotated as glycoside hydrolase family 27. Gene Ontology annotation, molecular function: hydrolase activity, hydrolyzing O-glycosyl compounds. The transcript has a single exon. Gene Ontology annotation, biological process: carbohydrate metabolic process. The coding region runs from base 43 to 1917 and encodes 624 amino acids. Lineage: Eukaryota; Fungi; Ascomycota; Sordariomycetes; Hypocreales; Hypocreaceae. The record is from RefSeq and is a predicted model, not a curated record.
GACAAGCCAAAGGCGCAAAGCGUUCAGUUACAUCGCAGCACAAUGUCGCCCAGUGCUGCAGUUCUCAUUCCCCUCGCAGCGGCAGUUCUGCUUCGUCCUGUGGUCGGUCAAACGCAAUGCGGCGGCAAUCUGUACACUCCGGGGACGCUCAACUUCACUCUGGAGUGCUACAAUGCGUUUCAGGACUGCGUCGCUCAGUUUGAGGCCAACGCAAGCCAAGUCGACUGCAACGACGGCAAGGGAAACCUGUUCAUGCAACAACAGGCCAACUUGGGGGCCUCGCCAGGAAGCCAGAACAACGACGCCAUCAUUGCCUUUCAGGACAUUCGCGAUCUCUGUCUGCUCAGCGGUUCAACAACUGCAACGUGGGGAUAUAGCGACAACCAGUGGUAUUGGGCGGCUGCCGAAGAUGCCUGCUACACAAACGAUCCCACGAGGACCGACGUUGUCAAGACUCACCCGGCGCCGUUUUGCAUCCAGAACCGCGACUCUUCACUGCCUGAGUGCUACCCACAGCCGGAUGCCACCCCUCCCGGCGGCCCACUCAAGGUCAUCAAGACGGCCAAGACGCGAAACGGGUUCAAGUCCUCAGCCCGAGGCUGGAAUACCUACGGCGUCCAAGCUCUGGUCAACGGUUCCCAGGUCGUGCCGUCCUUUGCUGGACAGUCGGGUCUGUUCUACACCCAGAAGUUCGUCGAGACUCAGUGUGGAGUUCUUGCCCGACCCGAGUUCAAGAAGGCUGGGUACGAUCUCUGCAGCCUUGAUUCGGGUUGGCAGGCUACUACCGCCGUUGAUCAGCAUGGUCGAAUCAUCUACAACACCACGCGAUUCAACCUCCCCGAGCUUGCUUCAUGGCUACACAAGAGGGAUUUGAAGCUCGGCGUAUACAUUACCCCUGGCGUGCCAUGUCUGGCUCACAACCAAACCAUCCUCGGCACCAACAUCAAGAUCAAGGAUGUCUUGAAUGGGAACAACGAUCAGAUCAACUGUGACUUUGACUUCCGCAAAGAUGGUGUCCAGCAGUGGCACGAUUCCGUCGUCGCACAAUGGGCUUCCUGGGGCGUGGACAUGCUCAAACUGGACUUUCUGACGCCUGGCUCCCCUUCCAAUGGCGCAAACCUCGCGUGUGACAGUUCAGAUGCUGUUCGAGCAUACCAGAAGGCAAUCAAGAAGUCAGGACGAAAAAUUCGCCUCGACAUCUCGUGGAAGCUUUGCCGCAACGAAACCUGGCUACCUAUCUGGAGCGACCUUGCUGAGUCAAUGCGCACUGAUCAGGAUCUCGACAACUACGGCACCAACACUUUGAUGGCAUGGCAGGUCGGCCAGCGCGCGAUUGAGAACUACAGGCAGUACAUCGGUUUGCAAGCGCAGAGAAAUGUCCCCCUCACGAUCUAUCCUGAUAUGGAUGCUCUUUUCACGGUCAACCCCGAGCAUCUCGCCGGUGUAAACGACACUAUUCGCUAUACGGUUCAGAACCACUGGCUUGGAGCUGGCGCCAACCUCAUCAUUGGUGGCGAUAUGGAGCAGGUCGAUGCUCUGGGGCUCAAGCUGACUACCAGCAAGCAAUCGAUUGAUGCGGCAGACUUUUUUGCAAAGUAUCCCAUGCAGCCUCGUAACCCCGGAACCGGAAGCAACGCCGCCAAGCAGCUCCAGGCCUGGAUCGGUGGCCCUUCGGAUGACCACGAGGCUUAUGUGCUCAUUGUCAACUACGGGCCAGACUUGGGGAAUGGUGGCUUUUCAACCAAGCUGUAUGGAAAGCAGAAAGUGACAGUGUCGUUGAAGGAUCUUGGUAUCUCUGGCUCCGCCUGGACUUUUACCGACAUAUGGUCCGGCAAGUCCAGCAGAGUGACUGGGUCCUACUCUGCCUGGCUCACCGAGGGCGAGUCCCAGCUUCUGCGCCUGAAAAGGACUCACUAGUGAACACGAAGACGUAUAGAGGUUUCUAGAGUUUAGCGAAGCAAUACACUUUAUAAUCCCU